UAUCCGGUGCUUUCGGCUGGCAGCUACUUCGGUCUGGCGGCCGCCAUUGUCCCGGAUGGUCGCUGUUAACGGUAUCUGUCUGUAGCUAACGAUUUUCUUUCGCUCUCCUCCGCCCGUACGAAACCACAGGAUUCCUUCCAUAACGUGGUCCGGGACAGAAAGCGGCCUGCCAGGCCCAGGACUCACCGCGAUCACUCAGGCCGGAGCCAGUAAGGCCUGCAACGCCCGAGAGGCUCCCAUGAAGUCUGUCUGUCUGCAUCUGGAUGUCAGCUCUUUCGUUCUGUUCUGAGAAGCUGUUGUGACGGCGCCGGCGGUGCCAUGAGGGUUGUGCCUGAAAAGAAUGCGGUCCGGAUUCUUUCGGGCAGAGAGAGGGGUACACAGGCGCAGGGAGCCCAGCGACUGUUACAGUGCUUGGUGGAGGACAAAACCCGGUUUAUGAAAUGGGAAGGCAAGAAGGUGGAACUUCCAGACAGUCCGCGUUCUACAUUCCUCCUGGCAUUCAGCCCAGACAGGACGCUGCUGGCAUCCACUCACGUCAAUCACAACAUCUACAUAACCGAGGUGAAGACGGGGCGAUGCAUACACUCUCUGGUAGGACAUCGUCGCACCCCGUGGUGUGUCACCUUUCACCCCACUAUUCCAGGGCUCAUCGCAUCCGGUUGCCUUGAUGGUGAAGUUCGUAUAUGGGAUUUACAUGGUGGGAGUGAGAGCUGGUUUACAGACAGUAACAACGCUAUUGCAUCCUUGGCCUUUCACCCCACCGUUCAGCUGCUGCUUAUCGCCACUGCCAAUGAAAUCCAUUUCUGGGACUGGAGUCGGCGAGAGCCCUUUGCUGUGGUGAAGACGGGCAGUGAAAUGGAGCGAGUUCGAUUGGUACGAUUUGAUCCCCUUGGGCAUUAUCUUCUUACAGCUAUUGUGAACCCCUCUAACCAGCAGAGUGAUGAAGAAUCCGAGAUCCCCCUUGAUAGCGCCGAGAUUCCCAUCUACCGACAGCGCUCCCUGCUGCCGACUCAACCGGUCCGCCGUACGCCGCUGCUCCACAACUUCUUGCACAUGCUGUCAUCGCGCUCAUCGGGCACCCAGGCUGGAGAACAGCCUCCAGUACAAGACUCUGCCACCCCCUCCCCUCCGCCACCACCUCCACCGCCUCCCCCAGCAACUGAAAGCAAUCAAAGGCUUAUUUAUACUCGUAUUCGAGACCGUGCCCCUGGUGUCACCACCCCAUGCUGCCAAGACCCCAAUAUGCUGUGCCUCUGCGUCCGAUGCUCUAGUGCCCGGUUGUCGUCUUCUCUUUUCCCCCACCCUGAAGCGCCAGGUACUCCCUCCACUUCUUCGGGGGCUACCUCCACUUCCUAUUCUCCAGUACAAAGCGACCCCCAGCAUUCUUUGGAGCGGCAGCAGCACCAGUCCUCUGCCCAGCACGAUCAUGGACUCCUAAGCCGACCUUCUGCCUUCAGUAGCGUGCACAGCAGCACAGCUGGUAACACACUGCGCAGUCUUAGCCUGGGACCUAUGCGCCGCUCGCUCACCGGGCAGCCAUCUCGCUAUCAGCAGCCGACCACCGAUAUAGGUGGUUCUGAGUGGACUCGCACUGUGCUUAGUAUGGGAUCCCGUUCUGAGAUUGAGCCCAUGCCACCUCCCCGGACGAGUGCCUCGUCUGUAAGCUUGUUGUCUGUUCUCAGGCAGCAGGAAGGCGAGUCCUCUUCUUCUGUGUAUACGUCGGCCACAGAGGGCCGAGGAUUUCCCACCACUGAGCAGGAUAACCCUGGCAGUCAGCCGCCUGUACCCCCCACCACCUCCCGAACAGAUUUGCAGUGUGACCUGAGGCGGUUCUUCCUUGAGUAUGACCGUCAAUAUGACCUUGAACCCGGUGCUCCGGGUGCAACCCCGGGACAGGCUCAUGAAAUGCUUAAUAACAAUCUGGAGCCUGAGCAGCCGGGCCCUUCACAUCAGUCAAACCAGGCGCACAGCGGUGAGAGCGCUGCAAAUCAGCCUAGAGGGCACAUGAAUCGGUGUCGUGCAUGCCACAACCUGCUGACGUUCAACAAUGACACUCUGCGCUGGGAGAGGACCCCACCAACGUAUCAAGAAAGUGCAGCUAUGCCCUCCUGGCAACCACCUCCCGUUCCUUCGCCAAGCACUUUCCAGGCUGGUCUGGCCGCUGGCAGCACAGAGCAGCCUGGCACCGCCGGGGUUGAGAGACCAGACAUAGGAACCAUACCUGGUGGCACUGGACGUUUGGAAGCUGGGACAACACCGGAAGAGAGAGCAGUGGGUGUAGCUUAUAAUCCUGAGACCGAGCACUGGGAACGGGUCUACAGUCAGCCUGCGACUGUGAACCGGGCUCCGAAUGUAUCCCAAGAGGCCUUACCACAAGAUCUCCAUGAGGAGGGCACAGAGGAGGACUCUCUUAGAAGGCGGCUCCUGGAGUCCUCCCUGAUCUCUCUGUCCCGUUAUGAUGGCACUGGAUCCCGAGAGCAUCCCAUCUACCCCGAUCCAGCCAGGUUAUCACCAGCCGCCUAUUACGCACAAAGGAUGAUUCAGUACCUGUCUCGGAGGGACAGCAUCCGGCAGCGCUCCAUGCGGUACCAGCAGAACCGGCUGCGAUCGUCGGCCUCUGCGCCUUCCUCCAGCGAGGGACAAGGGGCCGUGGAGACUGGAGACCUGGAGUUCGAGGAGUUUGAUCCUUAUUCUUCCCGCAGGGAUAACGGGGACCGAUCUCGGCACAGAACCCCCCGGAACGCUCGGAUGUCAGCCCCGUCCCUAGGCCGCUUUGUACCCAGGAGGUUUCUACUGCCUGAAUACCUUCCGUACGCUGGAAUAUUUCAUGAGCGGGGUCAGCCAGGAUUAGCCACGCACUCCUCGGUCAACAGAGUCUUGGCAGGCGCUGUGAUCGGAGAUGGACAGUCCGCUGUGGCCAGUAAUAUUGCAAACACGACCUACAGAUUGCAGUGGUGGGACUUUACCAAAUAUGACUUGCCGGAGAUCAGUAAUGCUACUGCUAACGUGCUGGUUCAGAACUGCAAGAUCUACAAUGACGCCAGUUGUGACAUCUCUGCUGACGGGCAGCUCCUUGCCGCCUUUAUACCGAGCAGCCAGCGAGGUUUCCCGGACGAGGGCAUUUUGGCGGUCUAUUCCUUGGCCCCACACAACCUAGGCGAGAUCCUGUUCACCAAGCGUUUUGGUCCCAACGCCAUCUCUGUGAGUUUGUCCCCUAUGGGCCGAUACGUCAUGGUGGGCCUGGCCUCCCGCAGGAUCCUGCUGCAUCCUACCACAGAGCACAUGGUGGCUCAAGUCUUCCGACUCCAGAAACCCCACGGAGGGGAGACUUCUAUGAGACGUGUCUUCAAUGUGCUGUAUCCCAUGCCUACGGACCAGAGGAGACAUGUCAGCAUUAAUUCAGCUCGUUGGCUGCCUGAGCCUGGCCUGGGAUUAGCUUACGGUACCAACAAGGGGGAUCUGGUGAUCUGUCGACCAGAGGCGUUCGACAAUGUAUGUGACCAGUUUUGGGAGCAAAUGAAUGAAGCUAUUCUGCAGCAUAACACUACUCGAACCACUGAGAGACCUGGGACCAGUCGUGCCUCCUGGAGAUCAGACCGAGAAAUGGGUCUAAUGAACGCCAUUGGUCUCCAGCCCCGAAAUCCGAGCACCUCUGUGACGUCACAGGGCACGCAGACCCCUGCCCCACAGCUACAGAAUGCAGAGACGCAGACUGAAAGAGAGGUGCCAGAGACCCGGCCCGCUGUACCAAACGCUGAAGCCGGCUCCAGUAAUGAGCAAGCCGCGCAGUCCAGCAGCACUUCUGAGGGCGCGACACCUGCAGCAGAAUCUGAAGACGGAAAUCUGGAGUCUGCCGACGGGUCCGGCUCAGGAGAGGGUCAGGAGGACGCUCUGAGCAGAAUCCAGCGACUUAUGGCAGAAGGAGGGAUGACUGCUGUGGUCCAGAGGGAGCAGAGCACCACUAUGGCAUCCAUGGGAGGUUUCGGCAAUAAUAUCAUCGUGAGCCACCGAAUCCACCGUAGCUCACAAACCUCCACCAACCCUGCUUCCCGCACCCCAACCCCGCGCUCCCCACAACCCUCCACUUCUAGAGAAACUGUAGCAGAGCUGGAACGGCGUCUGUCUCCCCAACAGCCAAGUCGGCCCCUGCUGACAAACAACAACAACGCUGAAGACCUUGGCUUGCAGCCUCCGAGCAGCGACAUCCUUCCGGGCGUGGAGAGGUAGAGACGUGGCGAUGCCAACCUGGUACUGCUGUAAGGACAGACUGAUCCCCACAACUUGCUGACUGUGGGGACUCUCAAGCUGUGGACUAUGGUGCUAUAGACUUGGAGAGGAAUCCUAUUUGAGACCUGACCCUCCAGCGAGUGGAGGGGGGGUGCAAAGCUUAGGAUGAGAAGUAUGAAAUUGCAGCUGGCCUUUCUCACACUGCCCCUUCUCCUCCCCAGUAUUUUAUUUUUAUUAUUUUUUGUCUUGCAGAGAGCAGACAACCCCUCUAACGCCCCUUUAGGAAGGGCGCCAAUCUUGUACUCUUCCCUUUUUGCUCCCUUGAAGAUUAAUUUCAGAAAGGGUUAGAAUCCAUAAAGUUCCUAUUUUUUUUUUUUUUUCCAAAGGUUUAUUGAUCAUGGCAGGGGACUUGGCACUAAUCUCUCCCCCUGUCACCUGCGAGGAGCUGCUAUGAGACUGUUACUGCCCUCCUUGCUUUGACUGAAGUUCAAGGAGGGAUGCAUGCACUACAGGGAAGGCUGUAAGCAGCCUCUCCUCCACCCAGGCAUGUGUGUCUGGGUGCGCUGCACCUCAUUUGAUGCAGCGAGGCCUAUGGGUCACGCCGUUCUUUCUAUGAUCAGCUGACUUAUCCGACUGCUCCAUCACGUUCACCGAGGCUUCCAGUAAAGACAUUCAAGUCAUUCUCUUGCCGCGGUCACAAGCCCCCCCCCCCGUAAUCGGCCCCUUUCACUAAGCUGAUUUUUAUGGGUUGCCAAAUAGGUCCACAACUUUGCUGCAGUUAGACUUCUCAGAUCCACUUUUUUUUUUCUUCUUCUUCUGCAACCUGGGACCUGAGUAUCCGUGCAGGUCCACACCAGCUCCCUUCCCCUCUCUUGUAUCCUAUCAGUCUGCGAUGUGUGUCUGAUUAUAUUGGAUGAAGUGUGCCCACGUCCCCCACCCCACACCUUGUUUUUAAUUUUGGCAGCCCACAUCCUCUUUGCCAAAGGCCAGUAGCGCAGCUCUUUGAGUUCACUCACCCGAUAUGGCAGCAGCUGCCAUGCCGUCGCCCCCCCCCCCCCCCCACCCCACGUAUCGGGCACCUGGGCGAGCGCUUGAACCCAUUAGCAUACUCUUGACAGGCACGUGUAUCUCUUGAGCUGCAAAUAGAUGUCGACAGUAUUAAACGUGAAUGUUACAGAAGGGGCUGGGUUUCAUAUAAAAGCUCUUGCAUGAGAAAUCUUAAAGCAAACACCUGAGUUUAUUGCAUUAAGAUGACGAAAGCCGCUGUUGGUCAUCCACCCCCCACCCCUUUUUUUUCUUUUUAAUGCAGCCUGUGCUACGCCCCACCCAAAAAAAUAAAGGCACAUAUCAGGGUAGUUUACUCGGUUGUGAUCCCCACCUCCAGUGGAGGCAGCUACAGCCCUGCCGAUCAGUGCCCAUACUCUACAGCCAACCGUUCUCCCACGGCUUUAUUUUUCAGUACUCCUGCCCCAACAUCAUAGCUUCAUGACUAGUAAACCAUGGUAGAGCCUGUUGUAUCAUUAAUCUCGUAUUCCAUAGCAGUGAGGACUGGCGAACGCGGCUUCAGUAGCUCGUUGACACCGGUCCCUUCUAUUAAUGCAGAGCAUCACUCCAGCGCCCGGCUGUAACAUGGUAUGAAUUACAGAGCCUCGCCACUCCGGUAGUCUGUAACGCUUGGUUGGUAGGUUUGCUCUUCUGUGUAACACUUUUUUUUUCUGAAUUAUUAUAAUAUUUUUUUUUUAUUUUUUUUUUUUUGAGGUGCUGUGCAAAAGCAUCAUUCCGAUAACCCAUUGUGACCUUUAGGGCAUGACUUUCAUGUAACAAUUGUUGAAUCUGCAGAGCAUUGCGCCAGUAAACCCUGUGA
Messenger RNA from Bufo bufo (common toad), 6091 nucleotides. RefSeq names its product autophagy and beclin 1 regulator 1 (gene AMBRA1). Gene Ontology annotation, cellular component: intracellular membrane-bounded organelle. Gene Ontology annotation, biological process: autophagy. The transcript is spliced from 19 exons. NCBI's taxonomy places the organism in Eukaryota, Metazoa, Chordata, Amphibia, Anura, Bufonidae. The record is from RefSeq and is a predicted model, not a curated record. Bases 319 to 4227 code for a protein of 1302 amino acids. Gene Ontology annotation, molecular function: protein binding; electron transfer activity; heme binding.